Molecule: messenger RNA, 1921 nt
Organism: Panicum hallii
Lineage: Eukaryota; Viridiplantae; Streptophyta; Magnoliopsida; Poales; Poaceae
Product: protein JINGUBANG-like
Exons: 1
Coding region: 152-1621 (489 amino acids)
Molecular function (GO): protein binding
Source: RefSeq, a predicted model, not a curated record
CGGUCGUAACGACUUGUCCCUUCCCGCCACUCUCUCUUCGCCUCUCCCUCUAGCUCUGAUCCACACAUACACAGGCCCGCUCUUCCCCUCCUCUCGCAAUUCUCCCAUUCGCUCUACCGGAGCUCCAAUCACGGCCUCCGGCAAGAAGCAGAUGAGAGACAGCGACGGCGAGGGCGCCGGCAGUGGCGUCUCCCGCUCGCACCCGUCCAACCUCCCGCUGCCCGCGCCGCACUCCGACCCGAACCUCCAGUUCUCGGGGGGCACCGACGAUGAAUACUCGAACCGGAACAGCAGCUCCUCCGCCACCGGCGGCGCGAGCCCUGGGUUCUACUCCGACUACCCGUCCAGCUUCAGCGGCGAGUGCUCGCCCUACAACAUGUCCCCCUGGAAUCAGACCAUGGCGUCCCCCUGGUCGCACCACAGCGAGGCGUCCGGUGCCGGCCUCGGCGGCCCGCCCACCAUGGCGCCAGGGACGAGCCUCAUCGGCUCGCUGGUGAGGGAGGAGGGGCACAUCUACUCGCUCGCCGCCAAGACCGACACGCUGUACACCGGCUCGGACAGCAAGAACAUCCGCGUCUGGCGCAAGCAGAAGGACUCCGGGGGGUUCAAGUCCUCGAGCGGCCUCGUCAAGGCCAUCGUCAUCUCCGGCGAGCGCAUCUUCACUGGCCACCAGGACGGCAAGAUCAGGGUGUGGAAGGUGUCGCCCAAGAACGGCCUGCACAAGCGCGUGGGCAGCCUGCCGCGGCUGCGCGAUUUCCUGCGCGGCUCGCUGAACCCGUCCAACUACGUGGAGGUGCGCAAGAACCGGUCGGCGCUGUGGAUCCGGCACAGCGACGCCGUGUCGUGCCUGAGCCCGACGGACCCGGCGCAGGGGCUGCUCUACUCAGGGUCCUGGGACCGCACCUUCAAGGUGUGGCGCAUCAACGACUCCAAGUGCCUCGAGUCGGUGGUGGCGCACGACGACAACGUGAACGCCGUCGUGGCGGCGUAUGACGGGCUGGUGUUCACGGGCUCGGCGGACGGCACGGUGAAGGUGUGGCGGCGCGAGCUGCAGGGGAAGAGCACCAAGCACUCGGCGGUGCAGACGCUGCUGAAGCAGGAGCACGCGGUGAACGCGCUCGCUGUGAGCGCCGUCGCGCCGGUGCUCUACUGCGGCUCCUCCGACGGGCUGGUCAACUUCUGGGAGGGCGACCGCCACCUCGUCCACGGCGGCGUGCUCCGCGGGCAUAAGAAGGCCGUGUUCUGCCUCGCCUCCGCCGGCGCGCUCCUGCUCAGCGGCUCCGCCGACAACACCAUCUUCGUGUGGCGGCGCGAGGGCGGCAUGCACUCCUGCCUCUCGGUGCUGACGGGCCACACCGAGCCCAUCAGGUGCAUCGCCGUCGUCGAGGACAACGGCGACAGCAGCGAAUCCAACGCCGGCGGCGGCGCGCCCGGAGGGGGGUCGGCGUCGCGGUGGAUUGUGUACAGCGGCAGCCUCGACAAGUCGAUCAAGGUGUGGCGCGUGACCGAUGAGGCGUCGCAGGACGCGCUGCUCCCCGGCUCCGGCGACGCGCCGCAGAUGUUCGACCGGUAUCCCGGCGACACGUUCGGGGCCAGCGCCUCGUCCACGUCGUUCCGCUGAGAACGAAGCGCAGCGUCUCCGAUCACCUGCAACAAAAACCACACGUCUCGCUUCGCCGGAAAUUAAAACGCCAUCGUGGAGGAAUGAACAGAAGGAUCUGCCGGAUCGCUAUACAUACGUCCUCAAUAUAUACUGACGGAAAUAGCUGAAAAUGGAAGGUAUUAAAAUUGCUAGCUUGUGCUGGGCACGAGCUGGGUAGUUUGGCGCCUUUUUCGUGACAAGGGAUGGUGAAUUUAGUUAGGUAUGUUUGCUUUUUCUUUCUUGCAACUUUGCAUUGCUAAGGGGAAACUUUGAUACAGU